AUGCCGUAUGAAAAAGGAAAGAAUGGAUCUAAACUAUCCACCAACUCCAACUCUGCGUCUCCUUACCUGAAUACAAUCCCCUCUGAGAAUGGAUCUGUACUAUCCACCAACUCCAAAUCAACGUCUCCUUACCUGAAUACAAUUUCUCCUGAGAAUGGAUCUAAAUUAUCCAUCAAAUCCGAAUCUACGUCUCUUUACCCGAAAAGACUCCCUUCUGUGAAUGAAUCUAAACUAUCCACCAACUCCAACUCUACGUCUCCUAACCUGAAUACAAUUCCCUUUGAGAAUGGAUCUAAACUAUCCACCAACUCCAACUCUACGACUCUUUACCUGAAUACAAUCCCCUCUGAGAAUGGAUCUAAACUAUCCACCAUCUCCAACUCUACGACUCUUUACCUGAAUACAAUUCCCUUUGAGAAUGGAUCUAAACUAUCCUCCAACUCCAACUCUACGACUCUUUACCUGAAUACAAUCCCCUCUGAGAAUGGAUCUAAACUAUCCAUCAACUCCAACUCUACGUCUCCUAACCUGAAUACAAUUCCCUUUGAGAAUGGAUCUAAACUAUCCACCAACUCCAACUCUACGUCUCUUUACCUGAAUACAAUUCCCUCUGAGAAUGGAUCUAAACUAUCCACCAACUCCAUCUCUACGUCUCCGUACCUGAUUACAAUCCCCUCUGAGAAUGGAUCUAAACUAACCACCAACUCCAACUCUAUGUCUCCCUACCUGAAUACAAUCCCCUCUGAGAAUGAAUCUAAACUAUCCACCAACUCCAACUCUAUGUCUCCUUACCUGAAUACAAUCCCUUCUGAGAAUGAAUCUAAACUAUCCACCAACUCCAACUCUAUGUCUCCUUACCUGAAUAGAAUCCCCUCUGAGAAUGGAUCUAAACUAUCCACCAACUCCAACUCUAUGUCUCCUUAA
Molecule: messenger RNA, 924 nt
Organism: Saccoglossus kowalevskii
Lineage: Eukaryota; Metazoa; Hemichordata; Enteropneusta; Harrimaniidae
Source: RefSeq, a predicted model, not a curated record